AUGAAGAUAAGGAGCCUCUCCUCCUUUUACGUCUCUCUGUGGCUGCUGUUCACAGCAGUGAUACUCAAAGCUGCAGAAUCAGCCAAAGGAAAAUAUGCUCACAUGCUGUUCAAUGAACUGUUUGAAGACUACUCCAAUGCUCUAAGACCAGUGGAAGACACAGAUAAAGUACUGAAUGUCACCAUUCAGAUCACAUUGUCCCAAAUUAAAGACAUGGAUGAAAGGAACCAAAUUUUGUCAGCUUACUUAUGGAUUCGACAAAGCUGGUAUGAUGCAUACCUCAGAUGGGACAAAGAUAAAUAUGAUGGGUUGGAUUCCAUCAGGAUUCCAAGCAAUUUGGUUUGGAGACCAGAUAUUGUCCUAUAUAACAAGGCUGAUGAUGACUUUUCAGAACCAGUAAAUACUAAUGUAGUGCUGAGAUACGAUGGAAAAAUCACUUGGGAUGCACCUGCCAUCACAAAGAGCUCUUGUGUAGUGGAUGUAUCUUACUUUCCUUUUGACAGCCAGCAGUGCAACCUUACCUUUGGGUCCUGGACCUAUAAUGGUAAUCAGGUAGACAUCAUCAAUUCUCUUGAUAGUGGUGACCUCUCUGACUUCAUAGAAGAUGUGGAAUGGGAGAUUCAUGGUAUGCCAGCAGUUAAGAAUGUUAUCACUUAUGGCUGCUGUUCUGAGCCUUACCCAGAUGUGACCUUCACGCUGAUUUUGAAAAGGAAGUCCUCUUUCUACAUAUUUAAUUUGCUGCUUCCUUGCAUUUUGAUCUCCUUCCUGGCCCCACUGGGAUUCUAUCUCCCUGCAGACUCUGGUGAGAAAGUGUCUCUGGGUGUUACAGUUCUUCUUGCUCUAACUGUGUUCCAGCUGAUGGUUGCAGAGAUCAUGCCCCCAUCUGAAAAUGUUCCUUUGAUAGGAAAGUACUAUAUAGCAACUAUGACCAUGAUCACAGCUUCCACUGCAUUGACAAUCAUUAUAAUGAAUCUCCAUCAUUGUGGCUCAGAAGCAAAGCCUGUUCCACAGUGGGCCAAGGUGGUUAUUUUGGACUAUAUGUCAAAAAUCUUUUUUGUUUAUGAUGUGGGUGAAAAUUGCACAAGUCCAAAAAGAGAGAAGGAAGAAGAAUAUAGGUUUGAGGGGGAUGAUGGAUGCCAGAGGAGGCACAAAGAGGUAAGGAGUUCUCUUUCCACUAGGAAUGAUGACUGCAAUCUCAAGGAAAAGCUCAAUGGAAAUUGGAAUAAAAGCUAUGGGGUAAAUGGUGAAAAUGUUAGGGAGACUGUUAAUUGCUGUUCUUGUUACAAAAUGCUGAUUAAAAAUAUUGAGUAUAUUGCUAAUUGUGUUAGAGACCAUAAAGCAAACCGGGCCAAAGGAAUUGAGUGGAAAAAAGUUGCAAAAGUGAUGGACAGGUUUUUCAUGUGGAUUUUCUUUAUCAUGGUGUUUUUUAUGAGUGUACUGAUCAUUGGAAAAGCUGCUUAA
This is a messenger RNA of Pseudopodoces humilis (Tibetan ground-tit), 1461 nucleotides long. RefSeq names its product cholinergic receptor nicotinic alpha 9 subunit (gene CHRNA9). Gene Ontology annotation, molecular function: acetylcholine-gated monoatomic cation-selective channel activity; transmembrane signaling receptor activity. Gene Ontology annotation, cellular component: postsynaptic membrane. Lineage: Eukaryota; Metazoa; Chordata; Aves; Passeriformes; Paridae. Gene Ontology annotation, biological process: monoatomic ion transmembrane transport. The record is from RefSeq and is a predicted model, not a curated record.